Molecule: messenger RNA, 1863 nt
Organism: Nematolebias whitei (Rio pearlfish)
Lineage: Eukaryota; Metazoa; Chordata; Actinopteri; Cyprinodontiformes; Rivulidae
Product: Nicalin-1-like
Exons: 15
Coding region: 1-1650 (549 amino acids)
Biological process (GO): regulation of signal transduction
Cellular component (GO): endoplasmic reticulum membrane
Source: RefSeq, a predicted model, not a curated record
AUGCCGCUGAGGAGUGCUGCUGUUGUGCUGCUGCUCUGUGUGCAGCACGUGCACGGGUCUGCUCUUCCUGCACUCUCCCCCUACGAGUUCACCGCCUACAGGAUGCAACAGUACAACCUGGGACUGAAGAAGUGUGGUUGUCGUGGAGCUAUCGUGGUGGCGGAGGCCCGCUCAGCAGAAGAACCAUUGUUGACCCGCCGCUGUGUCGUCAUGAAGGUGCAGGACUUCACCACAGAGAAGUACAAAGAGGCCCAGAGACAAAAGGCUGCUGCUGUGCUCAUCUUACUGCCCCAAAAUAUUUCCAACAUCCCUUACGACAAGUUACAGUCCUUCAUGGUGGGUGAGAGUGAAGCCUUACACAAGGAGAGCCUUAUUCCCGUGUACGUAGCGCCAGAGGACGAGCAGUUACUUUACAUGUACGAGGAGGUUAAACAAGCUGCAGCCGCUCGGACCUUAUCCAUAUUUGUCAGAGUUCUCCGAAGCAUGGUGACAGCUACAGCCUUUCAGAUGUUGGUGAGCAACAGCGCUCCGGUAAAGGCUGUCACCGACACCACUAUAGUCACGCUGGAGGGAGUGCUGCCUGGAGCAGGGGAGGAUGCACCCACCAUCGUCAUCACCGCUCACUAUGACUCAUAUGGCCUGGCUCCGUGGUUGUCGUAUGGCGCCGACUCUAACGGCAGCGGGGUCACCAUCCUCCUGGAGCUGGCACGUGUCUUCCAGAACCUGUACAGCAGCUCCAGCACCCGACCACCAUACAAUUUGAUGUUCUCCUUAACUGGAGGAGGGAAGUAUAACUUCCUCGGCACAAAGAGAUGGAUUGAGGAGAAUCUGGAUCAUGCCGAGUCCAGCCUGCUUCAUGAAAAUGUGGCAUUCGUUCUGUGUUUGGAUACACUGUCCAACGGCGAUGAGCUGUUCGUGCACGUGUCUCGGCCUCCUAAGCCUGACAUUCCUCUGCACUCUUUCAUUCAACAGCUCGAGCAGGUAGUUCACUCCAGAUACCCCUGGGUGAAGGUGGGAUUGGUUCACAAGAAGAUCAAUCUUGUAGAGUCCACGGUAGCUUGGGAGCACGAACGCUACAGCCUUCGGAGGAUCCUAGGAUUUACUCUGUCUCACCUGGAAGAUCCCAAAUCUGAGCUCCGCGGCUCUAUUCUGGACACAACAUCUCAAGUGGAUUUUAGAAAACUUAAACGCAAUGGGCUCAUCGUAGCAGAAGCACUGGCGCGAUACAUGUACAAUCUUUCAGACAAAGGUUCACCAAAGGAUGUACAGGUUUUCAAGGGUCACUUGGACUUUCAAGACAGCCGUAUGUCCAGCCUGAUGUCGGUUCUGACCUCGGUCCCUCGGGCCACCCAGCUGCUGGAUAAGGAACCGAGUCAGAUUCUUCUGAUCAACUCACUGGAGCACGAGUUCAGACGUUACCUGCAGCAGGUCCACAGACACACCUUCCGACAGGACAAAAGAGACCCAGAGGUCACCUUUUUUGAUCAAAUGAACCAACCAAUAGUGAUGUACAGGGUGAAGCCAGCAGCAUUUGAUCUCUUCCUGGGCGGAUGCAUUACUGCAUAUUUGGGGAUAGUUUAUUAUGCAAUUCAGAAUUUUGCGUAUCUGUACACACAUCUGAAAGCAGCAGCGAAAUUCAAGCAGAAGUAAAAGCUGUACGUGCACAAACAGAGACUGUGGCGACAACUUUUGAAGUCUGCUGCGCAUUCGGAGCGUUUGCUUCACAGACCAGUCGGCAUCAAUCUGCUCGUACGCAAAUCCUUUGACGUGCACAUUUGCUUGGACAUGAUUAUGACCUUUAGAUAUGUUUGUACUUUUCUUAGCAAGAUUUCUUUGUGAUUUAAAAUAAAAGAAUUUGGACUA